ACCAGCGUGUGCCUAAAGCAUCCUAAUAUAAUAAACCUCAGGUACAUCUGCCCGAGCAAUCUGCAGACCCUCCCAUCUCCAAAUCCAUAGGGAUUCCAGCUCCAUCUGAUUGGACGAGGCGGCGAGGGGCGAGAACAAUGUCAUCAUUCCAGCUUAAAAAGACUGCUGCUAUGCCUCGGUGAUGGAAAGAUCACCGCGCGCGUCCAAAUAUAGUACCAGGUGUGCCUCUGAUUUCAACCCGUCUGAAGUGCCUUUCAGCUCACGAAGAUGCCCAGAGGAUUUUUAGUCAAGAGAAAUAAGAAAGCGACACCUGUUUCGUACCGCGUCCGCUCGGAUGAGGAUGAGCAGGGCGCGUUUCCAGCCGCGCAGCAGGACGCGCUGUGCGCGCGCCGCCCGGUCUCACCGGUGCAGUUCGGGAACCCCGAGACAGUCUACCGAUCCAUGUACAGCCCGACCCGACCGGUGAGCAGGGAGCACGAGAGGGCAUGUUUGGAGAGGCGCUUCAAUCUCGGCUCGCCUAUCUCAGCGGAGUCCUUCCCGGCGGCGCCCAACAGCUCCGAUCUCGCGCCGUUCGCGCCCGUGGAUCUUAAAAUCGGCACCAGCAACAGCAACCGAACCGGCACCACAACAACCACGAAAAGACCCGCACCAGACACCGAGCGCAAAGGCAAAGCCGCGUCCAAGAAAGCCAAAGCUAUGCGGAAACUGCAGUUCGAGGACGAGAUGACCACUUCUCCGGUGCUGGGCUUGAAGAUCAAAGAAGGUCCACUCGAGCAGAAGCCCAGAUCUCAGUGCGCGGGAGGAGACAAGCCGCUCGGAGAGUUCGUGUGUCAGCUGUGCAGAGAGGCGUACGCCGAUCCCUUCUCUCUGGCCCAACACAAGUGCUCCAGGAUCGUCCGGAUCGAGUACCGAUGCCCCGAAUGCGACAAGCUCUUCAGCUGCCCGGCGAACCUGGCCUCGCACCGGCGGUGGCACAAACCCAAACCGGGGAACCCGGAAAGCAAUAAGACGCCCGCGCCUGAAAAGGAGCACGAGACGUCCAGCGACAGGGACACUCCCAGUCCUGGACUUUCCGAGUCUGGAUCGGAGGACGGUCUGUACGAUUGCCCGCACUGUGGGAAGAAGUUCAAACGUCAGGCGUACCUGAAAAAGCACGUGACGGCGCUUCACGAAUCUGCGUGCGACAAACCCCAAAGCCAAGCGCCUCUGAAUCUCAGCGCGUCCGAGUGCCACCUGUGCCCGGUGUGCGGGGAAAACUUCCCGAGCAGACUGAGCCAGGAGAGGCACAUCCGUCUGCAGCACUCGGCGCAGGUGUACCCGUGCAAAUACUGUCCCGCCAUGUUUUACAGCUCACCGGGCCUCACGAGACACAUCAACAAAUGCCACCCGUCGGAGAACAGGCAGGUCAUCCUGCUUCAGAUGCCGGUGCGUCCAGCCUGCUGAAGCUGUGCCUUAAACCAGUGCUUCCCAGACAGUCCGACUGUUUGAUUAGGAGGAAGAGGACGUCCAAAACGGGUCGGGAAGCACUGCCUUAACCCACAGAUGAGCACCUGAAUGCCGAUCCUGCUGUCUCUUAAAAACAAAAGGAGGUUUUUGGUUCCACAAAAAAAAGAAAGAAAAAGAAAAGGAACCUGUCUUUUUUUUAAGUUCUUCAUGCAAGCAUCGAUGCAGAACCUUGAUUUUGACCAGUGUAGUUUAUCUGGAUGAGGUACAACAGGUUAGACUGUUUGCUUAUUUUUCUAGGAUCUCCGCACAAGUGCUUUUAGCUUUUAGACCUAAGAAUCCUAGAACAUGCCUUGAAUUCACAGGCUGUACAUACGUCUCCAUCGUUUCUAGCUUUAAUAGAGCUUGUGAAUCUGUGGACUUUGACUGUAGCUUUCUAAACGACCUACAGACAAGGGUUUCUCCCUUUAGUGUAGCCAGAAAUGCCUUGAGUUAGAUCUCGACAUGCUGUAAAACUGCCUUAAUCAUGUAAAUGUUGGAGUGAUUGCAGUUGCUGAUGAUAAUUUUUAUAUUCGUAUUAUUAUUGUGCGUGUAAAUGUUUGUGAUUAUUUAUCUUAUCAUUAUUAUUUAUUUAUUUCAAAUGUUUUAUUUAAAUUAUUCGCUCGCCUAAUUCAUUUGUGAUUGAUUUGAAAUUUGUCUCGACAGCCAAAUGUUUCAUGUAUUGAUCUAAAGAUCGAUCCUCGUCUGCUGAAAGUCGGAAAUUCACCUUGCAUUAGAUACAAUCGUUUAUUAAUUUAUUUGUCACGUUUUUUUUCAUGUUCGGCGCUUGUGUGUUUCUGCAGUUGCUAUUUGUCCAAAAAUGCUUAAAAUAAUGAGAAUAAUAAUAAUAAACAGUCCAAAAAGUCAAAAUGGGAUCCACUUUUGAUGUGACAUUCCAGCAAUCGUGCGUGUUGUCAUGUGGAAACCCAGACACUGUGAACACAGAGAGAUACAUCCUCAUCAUCAUCAUCAUCUUAUACAAUGAAAUGUGUCCGACUGGAUUCUGUACCAAGAUACGUCUGCACUUAAUAAAACACAUCGACCUAAAACUCUGUGUGCGUGAUUAAUGACAUCCUCAUCACAAUCAUCAUCAGCAAAACUAAUCUAAUUCCAGUAGAAUGUGUGACAUCAUAUGGAGAACAAAUGGAAUAUUUGAACUUUUAAAAAGCUGCGGUGAUUCAAAUGGUCAGAUGUUUUACUUCAAAAAACGUCAUCUAAAACUACACUC
This is a messenger RNA of Pimephales promelas (fathead minnow), 2710 nucleotides long. RefSeq names its product insulinoma-associated 1a (gene insm1a). Gene Ontology annotation, molecular function: RNA polymerase II cis-regulatory region sequence-specific DNA binding; DNA-binding transcription repressor activity, RNA polymerase II-specific. Lineage: Eukaryota; Metazoa; Chordata; Actinopteri; Cypriniformes; Leuciscidae. The record is from RefSeq and is a predicted model, not a curated record. Gene Ontology annotation, cellular component: transcription repressor complex; nucleus. Gene Ontology annotation, biological process: neuron differentiation; negative regulation of transcription by RNA polymerase II; regulation of cell cycle process.